AUGGAACGUCGUGAAGCCGAAGAACGUGCUAGAACAGAAGAAUUGGACUCUCACGUCAAAAAGGAAAAGGAGAUUCUCGACGAUCCUAGAGAUAAUGUUUUAGGUAAACAAAAGCAAGUUAUUACCCUGGACAAUAUUGAUCGCUAUAC
Messenger RNA from Racocetra fulgida, 149 nucleotides. NCBI's taxonomy places the organism in Eukaryota, Fungi, Glomeromycota, Glomeromycetes, Diversisporales, Gigasporaceae. The record is from the annotation of a GenBank genome assembly.